Messenger RNA from Rubroshorea leprosula, 1903 nucleotides. NCBI's taxonomy places the organism in Eukaryota, Viridiplantae, Streptophyta, Magnoliopsida, Malvales, Dipterocarpaceae. The record is from the annotation of a GenBank genome assembly.
GAAUUCUUUAAUAGAUUACAACAAUUUUUUGAUUUCGUCUAUAGUCGUCCUGGUGUUCACUUGAAUGCCGAAAUUUGUUGCCCUUGUAGUAAAUGUGGAAAUUUACCUCAUCACAACAAGGCAACUGUAACAGACCAUCUGUUGAGAUUGGUUUCAUGGAUGCAUAUUCUGUGUGGUGGGCACAUGGUGAAACUUUAAGUAACAAUGUUGAUCCAUGGUUAGCUACAAGUGAUGUGGCAUUCUCAAGUAAUAUUGAGGAACAUGUUAAUGUUGAGGAUGAUAUCCAUCACAUGGUUUAUGAUGCAUUCUGUCAAUCUGAAAACGAUCGCCCUAGAAAUGAAACAGAGUUCGCAUAUGAAAAUGUUGGGGAUGCGCCAAAUAGACAUGCACAAUCUUUUUAUGACUUGUUGCGUACUUCAACCAUCCCACUUGAACCAUCAUCUAAUAAUCAAACAUUGCUUGGAUGGUUAUCAUAUAUGCUGCAUUGCAAAGCCAAAAACAACAUAACUGGUGUUGGUUACAAUGAUAUCAUUCAGGGCUGAUUUUGCUCACGAUAUUUUGGUGCGGAUCUUGAAACAAGUUGGAGUAAGCCCCCAAGGAACUUUGCAGCAGUUCCAUUUUAUAGGAACAUAGAAUUCUCGAUAUUUGCGUGCCCUGGUCAUCCAAUGGGUUCACAUUCACAGACACGCUGUCUAACCACUCAAGAGAUGAAGGCAGCUGAACUUUAUGUCCUACCAAACUGUAGGGAAGUUGAUGCACUUCUUAGGAUGUUGGGUGGGCCCAUCAACUUCGCGCGUAGUCGCAGCACAUCAGGGAGACGAGGAUGUCACAACUCUGUAGAUCUUGCAUGUGAUGUUACCCCAGUAUUGGACGUAGGGCAUACUCGGUCUAUUAGUCCACAAGAUUCUAUUCAUGCAGCAGCCUCAUCCCAUAAUGGGAAGCAGAAGGGAAGAGGUCCGAACAAACCAAAAAGGGCUGCAAGAAGACCAGAUGAAAGACUAUUUAUACAAAUUUCGCAUAAAGGCACCUUCUUGGAUGUUGACAUCCCCAGAUUGAUUACGACCCUAUGGAAGAGGGUUUAUGAUGGUGAUUACUUCACCUAUGACUUGUUCCUAGAACAGAAAAGGCUGCAAGUGUGGGAGUUGUUUAAGGAUACAUAUGUCAGUGAGUGCUUUACUACAUAUGGCUCGGACUCAGCAUUAUGGCCACCUCGGGACAAUGACGCUUGGGCAACUGCUGUUGAGGGAUGCCACAGCAAUUUCAUGCCAGGAAUUGGUUCACAGGCAUCUCUAUCGCAGCAAUUUGCUGCUUUUAGUGCCUAUGGGAUGCGCCCACCUAGUGCUACCCCAUUAUUGCCUCACACUAGGCAAGCAUUUCCUGCUGUAGGGACAUCAUUCCCUACUGUUGGGCCAUCGUUUCAUGCUAGUGGGCCAUCAUUUCCUCAUGCAAUGCCAAUGCAAAUGCCAAUAGAACUUGCAUUCCCCAUGGGCCAAAUGGGGAGACAAUCAGGAUCUCUAGGUAAAUCUUCAGCCAAUCUCCCACAAGAUGAUUAUGGUUACCAGCCGAGAUUUGAUGCAGAUUACCAAGAUCCAUUUGGGCCAGAGUGAUCAGUGUGCAUGAGGUUGUGAACGCAAAACUUGGCAUGUUCUUGAUACUUGAGGAAAAUACUUUUAGUUUCUGGGUUUGUGAUUUGAACUUGUUAUGACAUAGGUGUAUAUGUCGGUUGGAAUUGAAUGGUUUGUGGUAAUAUUAACUGUAUUGUUAUGACUUGCAAGUUUAGAAUAUGUAAAUGGUCAUGUUAAAUGUUGCAAGUGGUACUUAUAUACUUAUCUUUUAAUUUAUGAUUAUGAGAUGAGGAAAUUAUAUAAGUGGUACACAUUUAUAAUAAUGUAAUGAAUUGAAA